AUGGUCGCCAGCAGCGGCGUCGACGCACAAUACGGGCUGCCCGUGAAUCACAGAACAGAGGAGAGGAGGGCAUUCCGUUUCUGGAUGCGAUCGCUGCAGCCCCCAGCCCUUAGAUCGAUUUCGACCUCGACUUCGACCUCGACCUUGGCCCUCGACCUCACCCCGUCGCUCGACCCUCUAGAAGUACCACCAGUACCGGUAAUUGUUUGUCUCUCGCGAACCCACGAACAGAAGAAUCCGAGUACAGUGUUGAAGGCUGUGCUCGAGACACCGGCGACCCUGCGACAAACGGCCACGGCCUGCAAUCAGGAACAGUCAAACGAACGAACGAACGACCGAGACCGACCGACCGACCGACUGAACGAACGAACGUACGAACGUACGAACGAACGAACGAACGUCGCCAGGGGCAGCAUGGCUCGCAAAUCUAUACCCCUACCGCUAACGCUGCCUAACUCAACAGAUGUCGACGACGAGCCCGACUCCCACUCUCCUCUGAGCCCCAGGUCCAAGGCCAAGUCCCAUUCCAAGUCCCAUUCCAAGUCCAUGUCGAGAUCUCCACGAUCGCCUUUCAGAUUCCACGCAUCAAAGAGCUCAUCAAAGAAGGUACCAAGCGACUUCCCGGCAAUGCAAGCUGCCGCUGCUGCCGAAUCGCAGCACACCCCCUCUACCACCCGGAGCCUUUCGGCCUCGCACAUCUUGCCUACCUUGUCAACACUACAGCCGGAUCUGGGCCAAGAGCAGAAGGAGCGGCCUGCCCGGAGCGGCUUCUUUGCAAAUUACAAGGCCUCCAAGAAUUCGAACCGCUCACAGAAAAAUCGGACGGGUUCCGCAGGCCAGCAGGAGGACAGAAUGUCCAGAGACGCAGACCGGCCUGCCAUGCAUGCGAGGGUCUCAUCCAAGGACACGUCCAGAACUGGUGAGAAAAUAAACUCCACACGAAUCUUUGCUUCUUCCGGACGGACAGCACUGACGCCAGUCGCGCAAACAGAAUCGAGUCUCGACAGAUCCAUUGCGAGGAGAGCAGUCGGUGGGCCAUCCCGUUCGGAGGUAUCACUCGAAUCGACCGGCGACUCCUCUUCUCCCCCGUCGACUGGCAAUGCCGGCGCAAAGAAGAACAGACCGAAGCCAUUCAGUAUACUGUCUCGGUCCAAGUCGAUCCGCGACGAUCAUUCGCCUCGAGAGCCUUCGCCGACAAAGAGCAAGGCUGCGGAAGCCGAUAAGCAUCCGACACAAAAUGCCGACUCGAGAUCGACGCAUACUCCCCCCGACCAACCCGACAAUAGGUCCUUCAGAUCGAUGGUAAGCUCGACGCCUCGCAAGGACUCCGAAGAUCGACAGCGAUCUUUGACUCGAGAUAUGCCACCGCCGAAAGAGGGUAGCAAGCUUCGAGAGCAAAAGGAACAAGGCAGGUCGCACACAAUCCCCAAGGACAACGCUCGGCUACAUACCUCUUCCUCGGGCCAUGGGCGCGAGGGUUUCUUGAACAACCUCAAAAGCUCUGCAAGCAAGGGGGCUGGAGCACUGAGUAAAGGUCUGUUCGGGAAAGGGGGUAGUCGGAGCGGAAGCACUCACGAGAAAGAAGCCCCGGUCGACGACGAGCACUACCAGCUGAAGGUCCUCAACCUCAAUCUGGUAGAGCAGACGCGGCUCACCCGGAUCUCGAAGAAGUUGGAGGACUCCAAGGACAAGACAGAGUUCUGGAUGCCAGCCUUCCCGUGGAGAGCGAUCGACUACUUGAACUACAAAGGCAGCGAUGUAGAGGGAUUAUACAGAGUACCAGGCAGCGGCCCACAGAUCAAGAAGUGGCAGAGGAGAUUUGACGAGGAAUUUGACAUUGAUCUCUUUGAGCAAGAUGAGCUUUACGACAUAAACAUUAUAGGUUCGAUGCUCAAGGCCUGGCUCCGUGAGCUGCCGGACGAACUUUUCCCCAAGAGUUCUCAGGAUCGCAUCAAUCGUGAAUGCGACAAGGACCAAGAGGAGGUUCCCCAGCUGCUGAUCGACGAACUCUCCAACCUCUCGCCAUUCAACUACUACCUUCUCUUCGCCAUCACCUGCCACCUCUCGCUCCUCCUCGCCCACUCCGACAAGAACAAGAUGGAUUACCGAAACCUGUGCAUCUGCUUUCAGCCAUGCAUGAAGAUCGACGCAUUCUGCUUCAAGUUCCUCGUGUGCAACUGGAGGGAAUGUUGGAAGGGGUGCAAGACGGAGCAGUUCUACAUCGAGCAGGAGUACAUACUAUUUGACAUGGUUUCCAACUCGGCCGCCGAAGGACGAGACAGCACCGCCGUUGAGAGUCACGACGAACGCAAUGUCUCGAGCUCAGACAGCAGCAAGCCAAGUAGUGUAAGCAUCGAUCAAUCUGGCCAGAAGGCCGGUGGGAGCAACAGCAAAAAGACUCCUCAGAGCCUGAAUACAGGUGCCUCUAACACUAUCAAUACGGCACUAACCGUUGUCAACGAGAGCCCCCCCGCAGCAACUCGCCGAAGCAACGAAAUGAGACCCUUGAGUCCUAUCAAGCCACUAAGUCCCAUUGGGUUUUGA
This is a messenger RNA of Drepanopeziza brunnea f. sp. 'multigermtubi' MB_m1, 2544 nucleotides long. NCBI's taxonomy places the organism in Eukaryota, Fungi, Ascomycota, Leotiomycetes, Helotiales, Drepanopezizaceae. The record is from RefSeq and is a predicted model, not a curated record.